Molecule: messenger RNA, 437 nt
Organism: Racocetra persica
Lineage: Eukaryota; Fungi; Glomeromycota; Glomeromycetes; Diversisporales; Gigasporaceae
Source: the annotation of a GenBank genome assembly
CCGAUGGACGUGGACUCCGCCCGAAAAUACGGUCAUUGAAGUUGCUGCGGUGUAUGGUUCGACCAUCGUAAUUGGCUUAUCAACCAUUAAUGGAAACGUCAUAGCUCUACUUCGCUUAGAUUUUGACGAUACUUAUGCUUUAUCCGAUGCAUCUCACCAAGGUUUUUAUAAAUUGAUUCAUUUUUGCGGAAUUAUUGAAUGUACCACAACACACACUGAUUUCGAGUUUGUCAUAUUUGACUCAAGUGAUCUUGUCCCUUAUCCUCUUUGUGUUGUUGGGACGUUUAAACCAAGUAUUAAGCUCUUAUCAUUAAAGCCUGAUAAUUAUCUGGAGAUGUUACAUGAGGAACUUUUAGUGGAUUAUUCUAUUAUGAAUGUAAAUAUACCUGAAUCUGCGUGUAUCAUUGGAAGUGUGGAGAUGCCAUUCUUCUUAGUUG